This is a messenger RNA of Amoebophrya sp. A120, 2403 nucleotides long. Lineage: Eukaryota; Dinophyceae; Syndiniales; Amoebophryaceae. The record is from the annotation of a GenBank genome assembly.
GUUACCUCUUACGAGGUCGAGGACUUCUUCUUCACAAGAGGUACCAUAGUACUGCGAGAUGAUAACAAGCAGACGGAUGUAGCUCAUUGAGGCGGUGUCACUGUCAACUCGAGUCGCGAGCAGGAGGAGGAAAUCCAAAUUAUAAAGGAAUUUACAGGUCCACAAAAGAACCCUAACCCAUAAACUCUUGUGACGAGGCAUCACUGACUGUAAACCACAAUCUUCUCGGUCCCCACGCGGGGAUGAUGAUAAUGUGGUGAUCCAUUUUGUUGUUUUUCCUGACCCUGAGCUUUUUACCCUAGUAUUUUCAUUUUUAUUUUGCACCGCAUGGGCAUACGCAUACCGUUAGUACCUCCACCGUUUCACAUACAAAGCUGUCGCUAAGUGGAGGUCGUUUUACUUUUGUAACCCGCCGCGCUUCCGCUUCCGCUCAGUGUACAUGUAACUAUAUUUCCCGCUUGCACUGUAGGUGUGUAUUCAUCGUCGAAUAGCGGUCUUUUUCUACCCAAAAGAAAGUUUCGUUUUUUUCUUGUUGUGGCCGGCGCAAAGAAGGAAAGCAAAAGGAAGAAGUUAUCAUGCCUAUAAUGCCCGACGAUCGGACUAAAGCCGUGCCUAGAAGAGGCAAGAUAAAAGGACCGUGAGAGGAGCUCUAUCUGUAUUUUUGGACAAUAAAAAUCAAGGUAAAAACCAAAAAGAUCAUCUAUACGCUGCGAAUAAAUUAUAGCUCCGCUCAAUAAUCAUCGCACAAGCGCUGGAACAACGAUUUAUACAGAUCAUGGAAGCCGAGCUUGCUCGGCACGCCUCAUCCGCUGCAGAAGCGGAGCGUGAGGCGCUGAACUACGACGAGCGAGGGGACUACACCCGGGCCGUACACCACUGGGACCUGUCCCUGCAGCAUCUGUCCCUCGCAGAAGCUACCGCGGUGAGCUCCAACCACGCCGAUGUCGAUGCGAUUCGGCAGCACCAGCGCGAGGUGCGGUCGCGGAUUGACCACCUGAACUCCCUGCCCCCGGGGGUGCCCCCCGUCCCCGCCAAGGACAUGGUGGGUGGAUUGCAGCUGACCAGCGUGGCGUAUAAUCUGGAAACGGCGUCAACAGCCUCGAGCAGUGGGACGGGCGGGGACAAGAAGGUACUUGUGUACUUUAGGGUAAGUACAGAUGAGUUGCUUGUCUCUGCUGUAUUUAAACAGCACAAACAGAAACACAUCGUACUAAAACAGAAGACCUUCACCUUGGCGAGUCGUCCUCGCCGCUUUUCUUCUUAUGCAGGUUCGUUUUACGGUUGUUGUAUUGAUGGUAUUCGUAACCGUAAGAAUAACCCGAUCUUCUUUUAAUAUCACCAUUUUUACCCUAUUGUACAAAUAAAGGUGAUCGGUACAAAAGCUGGCGCGGCGCUCGUCGGUGCCACGGCGGGUCUGGUCCUCCUGGGCCCCAUAUCGGCGGUGGCUCUGGGCGGUGCGGCGGUUUACGCCUGCACGCGAAAAGACAAGGUGGGCGACGCGGCCAAGACCAUCGGCAAAGCGACGUCCACCACCAUUAACAAGGCCGUGUCGGUCGAUCAGAAGCACCAGAUCUCGACCCGCGCCGCCGAGAUAGGCAAGAAGACCGCCUCGGAGGCGAUGCGGCUGGGCAAGCAGGCGGCCGAAAGUGACACGGGCAAAGCAGUAGCGCGAAACACGGUCAGUGGGGCGAAUGCUGUGUCCAAGUGGUACAACAAAAACUUCGGAGCCGGGGCCAGCUCGUCGUCGAGCAGCAGUGGUGCUGGUGCUCCUGGAAGUAGUUCGAACGACGGUGGAUUCCCGCAGGCAAGAAAUACCAUGUAGAAAACAGUUGGGAUCGAUUUGGUAUAUGUACUACCGAAAAUGCGGAGAUGACCGUAAGUUGUAGGAAGUAGAUCAUUGUACUUGAUGAAUGAUGUUGUGCGCUCGUGGGCCACGAUUUAUUGGAAAUGAAUCAUCGUCGAUUCGACGAUUGAAUGAAACUAACUACAACAUGAACAUUUUGAGUCGUCUACUGAAGCAAUCCACUCAACAUCAUGCGCUAUCAACAUUCUGCUGCGACUGAAAACUUCUGCCAAAUAAAACUACUACGGCACGACAGAGGGUGGACAGGUUCUUGCAAACAUGGCUCGGUAUUCUCUCCCAAGAUGAGCCAGGAGCAAAACCACAGUUGGUUGCCGAUAAGGAUAUAAGAAUCCGCAACCAGCCCACCACACUUGUUGCCUGCAGAAACCAAUGUAGAAAACAAGGUAGUCAAAGCAGAUGCAGAUCCAGAUUGGAAGACGUCACCUGGGUCGAUAUUAUUUCCUAAAAAUGUUGACACCUCCGCAACAUAGUUAGAAAUUGAAACUGUACACGGGAACAGGACAUUUACAAUGAAACUCAGCCACCGCACCCUCGUGCUU